Astyanax mexicanus (Mexican tetra) is the source of this 7564-nucleotide messenger RNA. RefSeq names its product kielin cysteine rich BMP regulator (gene kcp). Bases 360 to 6794 code for a protein of 2144 amino acids. The record is from RefSeq and is a predicted model, not a curated record. The transcript is spliced from 47 exons. Gene Ontology annotation, molecular function: protein binding. Lineage: Eukaryota; Metazoa; Chordata; Actinopteri; Characiformes; Acestrorhamphidae.
UACUGUCUCUGGUUGGAUACAGCAUGGCAGAAUGCACGUGAAUGGGAACUCUUAGGGGCACCUCUCGUUUAUCCUGGUGCAGGGGGUGUGGCUUGCAUUAAUAUGGGUGGGGGGAAAGCAGCACUCCUAAAGCCAGAUGUUUUGUUGGGCGGUAAAUUCUAGUUAGAAGAACAGCAGAACACCGUGUUUGACAUCUAGUCUUCUCCAAGAAAAAGCGCCUCUGUGGAAUGGUGUUUGUUGUGUCCUGAAGGGAAACAUGCUCACACUGAAGCUUUCUUCACCAUCCGUUUGAUGUUUUUAAGGGAAACUAGGGAAACUUCUUUGUUCUCCUGCAGAGUUUGCAGUCAGCUGGGAGCAGAAUGGAGCUUCCAGCCAGUCUGGCUCUUCUCUUCACUCAGCUGACCCUGCUGACGCUUUGUUGGUCACUGCAGACUCAGGUUCAUGCUCAACUUCAGGACAAUGAUGAGAACGUCAUUGACCUCCUGGAAGCUCUGAGCGUCACUCGCUCUGUCCGAGGAGUCACCAAGGCCAAAGGUCGUGAGCCGGAAGCGCAGGCAUGGCGUUUCCGCUCUCGCACAACUCACCUUACUCUCCCGCGGGAUUUCUCCGUCUACCUGCUAAGUUCCUCUCAGGGUUCUCUCGGCCUGCAUCUGGUUGGACAGCAGACCAAAAACUCUGAAGCAACCCUCAUAUCCCUGAGCUCAGAGGCCGCCCUGCAGCUGGAUGGCCUGCCCCUGCUGCGCCUCAGCUCCAGCACCCGGGACAACUGGCUGCGGCUGGAGUACCGCUCUCAGAAUGGCCUGAAACCUGAAGUCCUGACGCUCCCAGGUGGAAACCCUUUCACUAGUGGUGAUUGGGUGAGGUUCGGGCUGAGCCUUGAGCCCAAGAAGCUGCUGCUGUUUGUGGAGUGUACGGAGACCACAGUGCUGGAACUGGACCAGGACCAAACACUGAACCUAGAGCUUCCACUGGACCUUCAGGUCACCUUCUCCAGUACUGCAGGGAACAAGACCAGCAAGUUCAGUGGCUACUGGCAGACUGCAGAACUCUCCACCAAGGCUUAUGAGAGGCGCCCCUGGGUGUGCGACAGUGAAACAGCCCCCCUCCCCCCUCCCACACAGAGCACAGCAGUGACCCCUGUUGCCCAGAAGUCUGUGGACCCAGAGCUUAAUGUGGUGCAUGACGAGCCAGAUCGCACUGCUGGGACAAGGCUGGGGCCUCCAGGGACCCCGAAGGACAAACUGGCCCCCAGCGAGCCAGCCCAGAACCUUGUCAGCAUAGACGACACUCUACAAAACGUCAACACCAUGUUGGCCAUGCUUAAAACCCAGCAUGAGCAGCUGCAGGCCAGAGUGCAGUAUCUGGAAUCCUGCGAGUGUGUGAGGCGAACCUGCACGUGGGAGAGCCGUGUAAUGGAGGAGGGGUCACGCUGGGAAGUUGACAGGAACACAAUGUGUUCGUGCACCUCAGGGAAAGUCCAGUGUACCGCCUCAAAUGAUUGCACCUAUAAUGGCAGGAUGUUCAGCAAUAAUGACAUAUUCAGACCAACCCCUUGCACUACUUGUGUGUGUAAGAAUGGACGGAUGAACUGUGAGGAUGAGCAUUGUCCUCCACUGUCCUGUUCAAGAAAGUACCUCCCGCAGGGGGCAUGCUGCCAUGUUUGCCUACCAGGCUGUGAGUAUGAAGGUGGUGCGUAUGCGGAUGGAGAAGAGUUUGUAUCCAGAACAAACCCCUGCCUGCGGUGCACAUGCUUUAAUGGGAAUGUGGAGUGCAGCAGUCAGAGUUGUCCCCUUCAGGACUGCACGCUGGUGGAAACUGUUGGUGGAGAAUGUUGUCCCAGGUGUCGAAGCUGUUUUCAUAAUGGUAAGCACCAUCCUCAUGGCUCUCAGUGGCAGCACCCAGAAGACCGCUGCAGUGUCUGCACAUGCGCAGAGGGACAUGUUCAGUGUAACAAUCAGGAGUGUAACACACCAUGUGGGAACCCUACCACACCUGCCCCGCCUCCACCUCCACCUCCGCCGCAACCUCCCUGCGAUUACAGUGGUUGUAUUUUAAACGGAGUGAAUUACCAAAACGGGGAUCAAAUUCCCAGUUCAGAUCCGUGUGAGCUGUGUAUGUGUGUGGCUGGAGAGGUGCAUUGUGAAAGAAGACAGUCAUGCCCCCCUGUGCACUGGUGUGAAUAUGAGGGAAGAAGGUAUUCUGAUGGUGAGGUGUUCCAGCCCCCUGGAGAUGGACCCUGCCUCAGAUGUUCCUGUGAGAGAGGGAAUGUAAGGUGCCAUGAGGAGAAAUGCCCUGCUGUGUAUUGCUCAAACCCUGUCAGAGACCCCCAUGUCUGUUGCCCUUACUGCAGAGGGUGUGUGUCAGAUGGUGUAGAAUAUGAGGAAGGUGCCAGAUGGACCUCUAGAACUGAUCCCUGCACGACCUGCUCCUGUUUGGCUGGAGAGGCGCGUUGUGCAACGAGUGUGUGUGCUCCUCCAGACUGCCAACAUCCCAAUACUGAACCUGGAGCCUGCUGUCCUUCUUGUGAUCGCUGUCUCUUCAAGCAGCGUGUUUAUGAAAAUAACCAAAUAGUUUAUGACCCUGAAAAACCUUGUCACCAGUGCACCUGUCAGGGAGGUAAUGUAAGGUGCCAUAAGGAGAGAUGCCCUGCUGUUCGUUGCUCAAACCCUGUCAGAGACCCUCACACCUGCUGCCCUGUUUGCAAAGGGUGUGUGUCAGAUGGCAAAGAGUAUGACGAAGGUGCCAGGUGGACCUCAAAGACCGAUCCCUGCAUGACCUGCUCAUGUGUGAGUGGAGAGGUUAUUUGUGCAAUCUCAGGGUGUGCUAGUCCAAACUGUCACCAUCCCAAUAUCGAACCUGGAGCCUGCUGUCCAACUUGUAAUCACUGUCUGUAUAAGCAGAGGGUUUACGAAAACGGCCAAAGAUUUCCUGAUCCUGAUCGGCCUUGUCAGGGAUGCACCUGUCAGGAUGGUACAGUGAGAUGUGGUGAGGACCGUCAGCCAGAGUGCCCAUCGGUUACCUGCUCCAACCCUCAGACCCCAUCUGGACAGUGCUGUGCCCAGUGUCCAGGCUGUCUAUUUGAUAACCGUGUGUUUACUGAUGGAGAAACGUUCCCGAAUCCAACAAACCCAUGUGAGCAGUGUGUGUGUACAGGGGGAUCAGUGAACUGCCAACAGCAGUGUUCCAGACCCAUCUGCCAAAAUCCUGUCCAGGGGACAUGCUGCCAGAACAACUGCAAUGGUUGCAGUUAUGCAGGGAACAAUUAUCCAAACGGAGCCACCUUUCCUCAUCCAAAUGACAGGUGCAGGGAAUGCCACUGUAUGAAUGGUAACGUGCAGUGUUUGAUGAAGAGAUGUCCUUCUUUACAUUGCGCUAAUCCCAUCUUGAGUCCAGGACAGUGCUGCCCUCAAUGUCCAGCACCUCCUGCUGAUUGUGUUUAUGAAGUACGUUCAUACAGACACACGCAGCAAUUCCACCAUCCCCAUGACAAUUGUCAGUCAUGCUCAUGCACCAAUGGAACAGUGAGCUGCCACCAUAGACCAUGCCCCUUCGCUCCCUGUAGCCACCCCAUCCUGCAGGAGUGCUGUCGAACCUGCGAUGGCUGUAUGUAUGACAGAGUGGAGUAUGCUAAUGGGGCAGUGUUCGCAGACAAAUCGGACCCCUGUGGGACAUGUGUGUGUCGGGAAGGCACUGUAACCUGUGAGAGAAGACGGUGUCCAGCCAAUGACUGCCCAUUUCCUGUUCCGGGGCAGUGCUGUCAGAGCUGUGAGGGUUGUAGGUAUGCUGGUGUGGAGUAUGCCAACAACCAGGAGUUUCCCGACCCUGCGGACCGCUGUAAUCACUGUGUAUGUACAAAUGGUCAUGUGACCUGCAGUCGGAAGCCCUGCUAUAAUUCUGGCUGUUCACACCCCGUAACUCUGCCUGGACAGUGCUGCCCAGUGUGUGACGAUUGUCUGUUCCAGGGUGUGGUUCACACUGAUGGAGAGACCUUUCCAGGACCAAAUUCAGCCUGUGAGGAGUGCAGAUGUUCUAGAGGUGAGGUGAGAUGUCAGACCAAGUCCUGUCCAAGAGUACAGUGUUCCUACCCCAUAGUGGACCUGUGUGGAUGUGAAGUGUGUGAUGGCUGUAGUUUUCAUGGCCGAGUUUAUGACAAUGGAGCACGGUUUCCUGAUCCUCAGGACCACUGCAAGCACUGCGUCUGCAUGAAUGGCGGUGUGUCGUGUGCAUCGGUGGAUUGUCCUGGGGCGCCCUGCAGAAGGCCAGUACGUCGUCCAGGGGAGUGCUGUCCGGUGUGUACAGGAACAUGUGAGCAUUCAGGACAGGUGUAUGAGAGUGGCUCCACUUUCACCCCAGCCAAUGACCCCUGCUCCUCCUGCACAUGCCUGAAUGGAAGGGUCAGUUGUAAGGCCUGGCUCUGUUCUGAGCACUGCACCCACCCGAUCCAAUCUACAGACUGCUGUCCAGUGUGUGACGCCUGCUUAUAUGAGGGACUUCGCUACACAGACAGGCAGACGUUCGUAUCACAGUCUGACCCGUGUCAGCAGUGUCUGUGUUUGCGUGGCAGUGUGACGUGCACUCGUACUGUUUGCCCUGAGGUCUCCUGUCCUUCUCCAGUUACCUAUCGAGGACAGUGCUGUCCCCAGUGCCGAGGUUGUGUGCACCAUGGCAGAGAGUACAGAGAGGGGCAGAUGUGGAAUCCCCCUGGUGAACCAUGCAGUCAGUGUACCUGCACGGCUGGUAAGGUUCAGUGUGCCGCUUCGCUGUGUUUACCGCUGAAUUGCAUGCACCAAAUCACUGAUCCACAGUCCUGCUGCCCACGCUGCCGAGGCUGUGUGUAUGAUGGUGUUGAGCAUGCUGAGGGCAGUACAUGGUUUGCCUCCAGCAGUCCCUGCAUGUCCUGCAUGUGUGUGGACGGAGUGACCACUUGUUCGGAGAUUCAGUGUCUCUCCCCCUGCAUCAACAAGAUCAGUGUGCCAGGGGAGUGCUGUCCACUGUGCGCAGACUGUACCUAUGAGGGUCAUGUGUAUGGACCAGGAGAAAACUUUCAUCCAUCUAAUGACCCCUGUCAAAUCUGCACCUGUGAGGUGAUGCCUGAUGGACAACAGCAUUUACGUUGCUACAGAAAGCAGUGCCCCAGCCUGGUGGACUGCCCAAAGCACAACAUCCAGUUCAGUGGGCCGGACUCCUGCUGUCCAGUCUGUGCUCAGCCUCUCAGUAACUGCACAGCAACACUAAUCGGAAAUGAAGUACUGGCCACAGAUGAUCCCUGCUUCACCUGCCAGUGCAAAGAUCUUACAUGGACCUGUAUCCAUCAGUCCUGCUCUCCUCUCAGCUGCCCCCCAGAUGAACAUUAUACACCCCCAGACUCGUGCUGCCCUGUCUGUGAUGUGUGUGUGGUGGAGGGAGAGCGGGGUCGGGUGUCUAAUGGUGAAAGCUGGACAGACAGUGAAGACGAGUGCAUCACCUGCUCCUGCAAUAUGGGUCACAUAGACUGCAAUAUAGAAGUGUGUGCUCCACUCAUUUGCCAAGAGGGACUGGUUAAAGUAAAAAGCCCUGGGAAGUGCUGCUAUGAGUGCCAAGACCCCAGUGUACAGUGUGUGUAUGAAGGUCAGAAGUAUGACUCUAAUGAGCACUGGGAGGUGGACCAGUGCACGUCCUGCACUUGUGUGUCUGGAGACGUGCACUGCCAGACAGAGAGAUGUCCUGCUUUGUCCUGCGCCGCUGAUGAAACACCGUCUCUAAUUCCGGGAAUGUGCUGUCCUCACUGUAUCCCCCGUCCUGCCACCUGCAUCGUGUUCGGAGACCCCCACUACCGCACGUUUGAUGGAAAAAUGGUGAACUUCCAGGGGGCGUGUUCUUACGUUCUGGCUCAGGACUGUGAGGGCGGAGACUUCAGUAUUCAUGUAAUGAAUGAUGACCGUGGACGUAAAGGCGUGUCUUGGACUAAAGAGGUCACUGUGUUUAUUGGUGAUGUGGUGGUGCAGCUGCUGCAGGACUGGAUUGUGAAGGUUGAUUAUGAAGUCGUCUCUCUACCGUUUCUGAAAGAGCCAUAUGUGUAUCUAGAGCGAAAAACCAACACCAUUCUUCUCAACACCAACAUUGGUGUGAAGGUGUUGUGGAACGGACGCUCUCACCUAGAAGUGAGUGUUCCAGGAACCUAUAAGAAACACGUGUGUGGAAUCUGUGGAAACUUUAACAACUAUCCUCAGGAUGACAUGAGGCUACGGAACGGACAGAUCAGUAACUCAGAGGCAGAAUUUGGGAAUGACUGGAAGGUGGGCAGUGGGAGCCAUUCCAGUGGUCAGUGUUCAGAUGGCAGAAACAUUGACCCGUGUAAAGAGGCUGGGUAUUCUGCUCGCAAGACAGCUAACAGCCGCUGUGCAGUGCUGAAAUCUGCUGUGUUCGAGCGCUGCCACAAGGUGGUACCCCCCGAGAUGUUCUUCGCCUCCUGUGUGUAUGACCUGUGUGCUUGCUCUGCAAACUCAGACGAGUGUCUGUGUGAGGCUCUGGAGGCGUACGCUUCGGAGUGCCGCGAGGCUGGAGUCAUCCUGCAGUGGAGAUCACCUUCACUCUGCGCGGUGGGCUGUCCUCUGGACCGUGGAUAUGUGUUUGAUGAAUGUGGACCACCAUGUCCUAAAACCUGCUUUAACAAGGAUGUGCCGCUGGGUGUGAUUGAAGCCCACUGCUUUAAGCCGUGUGUCCCAGGCUGCCAGUGCCCAGCUGGGCUGGUGGAGCACGACGCUCACUGCAUUGCCCCGGAGAAAUGUCCCAAAAUCAUCUAUGGCAACUCCUGAGAUUCUCACAUCCAGCCAGAAAAGAAUUUUACCUGAAACACACAUCAAAAAUGAGCCCUUUCUAUGGAUAUAUUUAUAUCAACUAAUUCUUGAUAUAAAAAAUAUUUUGUUUCAGUAUUUGGCCAUUAAAAAAAUAAUAAUGUUCUGUAUUUAGACUUUUAUGUUUUCGUUAAUGGGGAAAAGGGAGAAAUUGUUAAUAUAUUGUAAUUCAUUGGAAUUACAUAUAACCCUGCUCUGGGUCUGAAGCACACAAGACCUGGAACUGAACCUAAUACUCACUAGAACAUCAGACUGGUCCCCACAGACUGGAGCCUCUCCACCUGCACUACAGGUUUCUAGUGAGAAUAGUGUGAUUAACUCUAAUAAUGGUGCUACUUCUAAUUCAGGAUUGCUAUUAACAAACAUGACUGUUCACUGUGGUUAACCCGGUUUAACUGUGAUUGAUAAGCUGGUGUUUUUUUUAGCAAAGUGUUCUCUUUCUCUAAAAUGAGACUAGAAGCGGGUAUAAUUAAGAUUGUGGUUGUUGAUGGAUGCUGAAAAUAUUAAAACACUAUUUUGUGCUUUUUGUUCCUGAAGAAUUAAGAGCUUUAUUUUUUACAUUUAUCACCAAACAAAUACAGGCAGUAAUUUUUAAUUGUAUGGGUUUUAUAAGAGAAAGUGUCUCUAAAUGGGCAUUUUUGCUAUUGCACUGGUAAUAUACUCAAUGUAUGUAUAUCACUGUACUCCACUCUGUUUUUACUGUAUUAAAUAAAGUAAUUUUUAUAACGCUC